Messenger RNA from Arvicola amphibius (Eurasian water vole), 1158 nucleotides. It is a transcript of the gene C1qbp, whose product is annotated as complement C1q binding protein. NCBI's taxonomy places the organism in Eukaryota, Metazoa, Chordata, Mammalia, Rodentia, Cricetidae. Gene Ontology annotation, cellular component: mitochondrial matrix. The transcript is spliced from 6 exons. The record is from RefSeq and is a predicted model, not a curated record. Bases 65 to 904 code for a protein of 279 amino acids. Gene Ontology annotation, biological process: cytosolic ribosome assembly.
UAGUACGCGGGUUUGUAAGGUGUCUCGGCCGGGUUGUCCUUAUUUCGCACGUGCCUGUUCUGCGAUGCUUCCCCUUCUGCGCUCCGUGCCCCGCGCCCUGGGCGCCGCUGCCUCGGGCCUCCGCGCCGCCGUCCCGGCCUCGCCGCUCCGACAGCUGCUGCAGCCCGCGCCCCGGCCGUGCCUCCGGCCCUUCGGGUUGCUCAGCGUACGAGCGGGCUCCGCGCGGCGCUCCGGCCUCCUGCAGACCCCGGCGCCCUGCUCGUGCGGCUGUGGAGCUCUGCACACCGAGGGAGACAAAGCCUUUGUUGAAUUCUUGACGGAUGAAAUUAAGGAAGAGAAGAAAAUCCAGAAGCAUAAAUCCCUUCCCAAGAUGUCUGGAGAUUGGGAGCUGGAAGUGAACGGGACAGAGGCUAAAUUGUUGCGCAAACUUGCUGGAGAAAAGAUCACUGUCACCUUCAACAUCAACAACAGCAUCCCUCCAACAUUUGACCACGGUGAGGAGGAGCCCUCAGAAGGACAGAAGGCUGAAGAACAGGAGCCGGAACUGACAUCAACUCCCAAUUUUGUGGUUGAAGUUACCAAGAGUGACGGCAAGAAGACCCUUGUACUGGACUGUCACUAUCCUGAGGAUGAGAUCGGACAAGAGGAGACCGAGAGUGAUAUUUUCUCUAUCAAGGAAGUUAGCUUUCAGGCCACCGGUGACUCUGAAUGGAGGAAUACUAACUACACACUCAACACAGAUUCCCUGGACUGGGCCUUGUAUGACCACCUGAUGGAUUUCCUUGAGGACCGAGGGAUUGACAACACUUUUGCGGAUGAGUUGGUGGAGCUCAGUACAGCCCUAGAGCACCAAGAAUAUAUCACCUUUCUCGAGGACCUCAAAAGUUUUGUCAAGAGCCAGUAGAGCUGUCAGAAACCAAGGGCUUUAAUUUAAAUGGCAAGCUUUGGCCAGUGAACAAAGCUACCUUGACAUCAGAAUCAUGCUUUGAAAUGGCUGUCAUUCUAAUAUCAUGGGAGGAAAAAAGCAAGUUUAAAUUAUUUCUGUUAAUGCUUCCAUUUACUAUUCACUUGGAUAUUUUUCUCCUGUACAAAUCUAUUAUUUGUAGGUUUUUGUAUAACAUAAUGAUGGACAAUAAAAUUUUAUCUCCUCCAAGGAAA